Messenger RNA from Miscanthus lutarioriparius, 1317 nucleotides. The record is from the annotation of a GenBank genome assembly. NCBI's taxonomy places the organism in Eukaryota, Viridiplantae, Streptophyta, Magnoliopsida, Poales, Poaceae.
AUGACGUCGUCGUCGCCGGUCUGCGUGGUGUCGAGGCACAUCGUGAAGCCACCGCCACGGCCACGCGAGUGCAUCCCGCUCACGUCGUGGGAUGUCGCCAUGCUGUUGGGCAACUACAUCCAGAAGGGUCUCCUCUUCGCGCGGGCACCGUUCCCGACGGCCGAGCUCGUCGACCACCUCCAGGCCACCCUCGCCGACGCGCUUGCCACCUACUACCCCGUGGCCGGGCGCUUCGUCACGGAGCAGCACCGAGAUGACCACGGAGACGUCGUCGGCAGCACGGUGUCCAUCGACUGCGGUGGCCAGGGCGUCGAGAUCCACCACGCCGUCGCCGACGGCGUCGGCGUAGCUGACUCUCUGUUCCCGCUCAACGGCGCCAUCAACUACGACGACCACGAGCUCCCGCUCUUCGUCGUCCAGGUCACGGAGCUCGUCGACGGCGUCUUUCUCGGGUUCGCGUGCAACCACUCGCUCUGCGACGGCACUGGUUUCUGGAACUUCCUCAACGGGUGGGCGGAGAUCGCGCGCGCUAGGUUCGCGCCCGCGGAAGCCCCACCCGCGGAGCCGGCGUCUCGGCCGCCGCCCUUGUUCGAACGCUGGUCGCCCGACGGCAGUGCAGCGUCGCCGACCGUGCUCCCGUACGCCGACCUGUCGGUGCUCGGCAAGAGGCCGACGCCAACGCCGACGCCGAUGCGCGAGCGGAUGCUGCACUUCCCGGAGGAGUCCCUGGCGGUGCUCAACGAGCGAGCGAGGCAGGAGCUCCUAGCUGCCGGGGACCCGGCCGGCGCUGCUGCCUUGACCAGAUUCCAGGCGUUGACCUCCCUUCCGGACCAGCAGACGGUGUGCUUCGCGGCCGCCGACAACCGUGGGCAUCUCCGGCCGCUUGUUCCGGCGGAGUACUUCGGCAACUGCAUCAAGCUCGUCUCAACUGACGCGGUGCGCGCGUCUGAGCUUCUGUCGCGCUGGCACGGGUGGGCGGCGGCGGCGCACACGGACGCAAGCAUCCAUGCGCAUGUGGCGGCGUCGGCGGCGAAUCCGUUGCUGCGCCCUGGCCGGUUGUUCCCCGCGAACGCCGUGCUGAUGGGGAGCUCGCCGCGGUUCGACAUGUACGGCUGCGACUUUGGGUGGGGGAAGGCGCUGGCGGCGCGCAGCGGCAGGGCCAACAAGAUGGAGGGGAAGGCGUCGCUGUACCCUGGGCGGGACGGAGGCUUCGACGUGGAGGUGGUGAUGCUGCCGGAGCACAUGGCGGCGCUCGAGCAGGACGAGGAGCUCUGGGCCGCCGUGUCGCCGGCCACGGCCAGGGCCACGAAAGAAUGA